AUGCCUAGGUUCUACGAGAACAAAUAUCCAGAGGUCGACCAGUUGGUCAUGGUCCAAGUACAGUCCAUCGAAGAUAUGGGAGCGUAUGUGAAGCUGCUCGAAUACGAUAACAUCGAAGGAAUGAUCUUGCUUUCCGAAUUAUCCCGAAGACGUAUUAGAUCCGUACAGAAAUUAAUCAGAGUGGGAAGGAACGAAGUGGUAGUAGUGAUGAGGGUGGAUCCUGAUAAGGGCUAUAUCGAUCUGUCCAAACGAAGAGUAUCAGCCGAAGAAGUAGUGAAAUGUGAAGAACAAUACGAAAAGGGGAAAGCGGUCGAUUCAAUCUUAACUCAAGUAGCCAAGAAGAGGGGUGUGUCACCCGAGUCGUUGUAUGAGAAAAUAGCUUGGCCAUUGCAUAAACAAUAUGGACAUUCCUAUGAGGCUUUCAAAGCUUCUAUCAGCGAACCCGAAGCGAUCUUCGGCUCACUCUCCCUUGACCCCGAAACCCUCGCCGACCUCCGAUCAGCCAUCGCCAGGAGAUUAACACCCAAACCCGUCAAAGUCAGAGCCGACAUAGAAGUGAAAUGUUUUUCAUAUAACGGUAUCGACGCUAUCAAACGUGCCCUAUCCGCCGGUGAGGCCCUGUCGACCGAAGAGAUCCCAAUCAAGGUCAGACUGGUCGCUCCUCCUUUGUAUGUCAUGUCGACCACUUCGACGGAUAAGUCAGGUGCGAUCGAGUUGAUGGAGAAGGCUGUGGAGACGAUCGGGGAGAGUAUCACGAAAGAAAAGGGAGAUAUGACUAUCAAGAUGAAGCCCAAGGUCGUCUCAGAAACCGAAGACGCAGAACUCAAAGCCCUCAUGGAACAAUUCGAAGCUGCCAAUAUGGAUGUUGCAGGAGAUGAUGAUUCAGAUGAAGAUGAUGAGUAG
Molecule: messenger RNA, 903 nt
Organism: Kwoniella botswanensis
Lineage: Eukaryota; Fungi; Basidiomycota; Tremellomycetes; Tremellales; Cryptococcaceae
Exons: 6
Coding region: 1-903 (300 amino acids)
Biological process (GO): translational initiation
Cellular component (GO): eukaryotic 48S preinitiation complex; eukaryotic translation initiation factor 2 complex
Molecular function (GO): ribosome binding; translation initiation factor activity; RNA binding
Source: RefSeq, a predicted model, not a curated record